AGGUAAGCACCGGUCUUCUCCUCGCCCUCUCUCUCUCCGCAGUGUACAGCUGCUCAUAAAUGGCGAAACCCUCGAAGCGAAUUGUCUGUGAUUUCCAGAGGUUUUGGUUCCAUGAGAUCGCAUCAAGGGGUUUGCGUCAGAACCCCGUCGGCUGUAGCCAACCUGCUUUAUCGAAAUCGAAAAAUGUAUCUUGGGAUUUCCAUGGAGGCCUGCAUCAUGCUGGAAGAAUCUGGAGCAGAUUCCAUUCCUGCGAUCCUCUCUCUAAAUCUCCAUCUAUUAACGUUGUUGUUUCUCGUUUCCUCCACGUCAACAGGUUGAAUUUUUCUCUCGGUCUCUUGCCUUCAAGGAAGAUGAGCGCGGGGUUUUCUCCCAAUUUACCUAAUCUCUCUUCUAAGGUGACGGGGAUUCGUGGUUUUAUAGAGAAGGGUUCGAUUUACAGACUGAUUUCGGUUAAGAGUUUCAAUUCCGCCAAAAUUGCUGAAGGGUUGGGGAAAUCGGUGAUCAGCAGGCCUCUAUCGAGCAUCAGAUCGACGUUUUUGAGGUACCGGGAGGUGAUUGGUUUGCAGUUGGAGGCUUUUUGGAAGAGGAAUUAUCUGUUUAUUCUUGGAGCUGGUGGUUUAGUUCUCUGUAUUGUUUUGUGGAGGAUAUUGUUUGGAUUUGCAAGUAUUUUUGUGGGGAUUUCAGAAGGCAUGGCAAAAUAUGGAUUUCUUGCUCUGGCUACUGCCAUUGUUGCUUUUACUGGUCUUUACAUUCGUUCAAGGUUCGUUAUAAAUCCUAAUAAGGUUUAUAGAAUAGCUAUGAGAAAGUUGAAUACAUCUGCCCCUAUUCUUGAGCUCAUGGGCGCCCCUCUAGCCGGAACGAAUGUGAGGGCUUAUAUUAUGUCCGGAGGGCUACCGAAGAUAAAGAAUUUCAAGUUGAGGUUAGGCGGAAAGCGGUGUUUCCUUAUUUUCCCUAUUCGUGGAUCUGAAAGGAGGGGCCUUGUUAGUGUGGAGGUGAAGAAGAAAAAGGGCCAGCAUGAAAUGAAGCUUCUUGCUGUUGAUAUACCCAUGGCUUCCGGCCCCGACCAGAGGAUCUUUCUAAUUGGCGACGAGCAAGAAUACAGAGUGGGCGGCGGCUUGAUAUCAGAACUCAGAGAUCCCAUCAUCAAAGCAAUGGCGGCCGAGAAGGAAUUUGAAGCUCUUGACCUCGAGGAAGAAGAAGAUGAUGAAAAAAAGGAGCGAGAAGAAGCCGAAAGAAAAAAGCAAGACGAAGAACAGAGAGUACUCGAGAAUGAGAAGAGGCAAAGGGAGCUCGAGAGCCUUGACAAAGUAAGUUCUUAGAACCAUAUUGAAUGGCACAUUCAUCAUCUUUGUUCAACCAAAGUAUGUGUCUCUUUUUAAUGAAGUUCACAACAUAAUCUUGCCUCUCCCAUGAAAAUGGAACAGAUUUUUUCUUUAAAGUGAGCAUUAGUUAAUUCCAUUAGAUUAUGGGAUUGAGUUUGAAAUAAUGAAAAGUCCUUUUUUUUAUAUUUU
Messenger RNA from Phalaenopsis equestris, 1511 nucleotides. RefSeq lists its product as uncharacterized. The record is from RefSeq and is a predicted model, not a curated record. Gene Ontology annotation, cellular component: intracellular membrane-bounded organelle. The transcript has 3 exons. NCBI's taxonomy places the organism in Eukaryota, Viridiplantae, Streptophyta, Magnoliopsida, Asparagales, Orchidaceae. The coding region runs from base 60 to 1319 and encodes 419 amino acids.